GCCACGGUCCUUCAGAAGCAGCGACUCUCCUCGACUCUCUCCGACUCCUCCACUCCUCAUCGAGUCUGCAAAGUCUCCGUGUAGCUCCCCACCACCACCACCACCACCUCCACAGUGCACCGAGAACUCUCUCGCGUCUUUACCAUUCUCGAGUCUCCGCGUCUCUCGAGUCUUCUCGGAUCACUGAAGUUCUCCCGGCCGUGAGUCACCGACGAGUCCCGGCCAUGCAUCCCUCUCCUCGCCUCUCCAUCGUCUGGGCCACAGCCGCCGCGGUGCUCCUCGCCGUGGUCACGCUCGGGCCGGUGGCGGCCGCACCGCCCCGGGACGCGAGACACGCGCUCCAGGUGCUCAGCGACAUCCUGGACGGAGACUCCUCCGCGGGAGCCGAGGGAGGCGGCGGGGCCGCCGCCUCCUCCUCCUCCUCUCUCGGUGGCGAUCUUGGCGACACGGACGAGGAGCUGGGCGAUCUCGUGGGGGGCCUGGUCGGUGAGCUGGGGGGUAUGGGGGCAGGGCUGCCCCCGCCGCGGGCGUCGCGGGACCUGGCGGGCGGGGAGCUGGAGCCCGUGUCGAGCGGCGUGUGGCUGCGCCUCUUCAACGACUUCGUGAGCAACCAGCGGCGCUUCAAGGGCCGCACGAAGAAGGGGCCCGGCAAGGGCUGCUUCGGCGGGAAGCUCGACCGCAUCGGGGCCCUCAGCGGCCUCGGCUGCUAGAGCCGCGACUCCAACCACCCCCCUCGCCCAACCUCCGCCAACUCGCCCGACGGUUCACGGCUCGGACCGCAACUCGAGUCACAUGACCAAGCCGCCUCCCGCAACACCGCGACACCUGGCCCCGCCCCCCUCGCUCAUCUAGCCCCGCCCCCUCUCACACCUGCCCCCUUCCCUGACGCCUAGCCUCGCCCCGUCAUACCCGACCCCGCACCCUCUCACAUCUGGCCCCGCCCCCUCUCACACCUGGUCCAGCAACCCUCGCUCACCUGGCCCCGCCCCCUCCGACACACCAGGCCCCGCCCCCUCACACACCUGGCCCCGCCCCCUCUCGCACCUGGUCCAGCAACCCUCGCUCACCUGGCCCCGCCCCCUUGCUCACCUGGCCCCGCCCCCUCGCGUUUACAUGCGUCGCCCGGCGUGUACAGUGCCCAGAUGUAUUUAUUUGCUGUAUUUAUAUUUGGUUGUUGAGUUGUUUCUCCUGCGCCCCGUGUCGAGUCUUAUUUAUAUGAUUGUGUAUAUAGACGCCCCCGUGCAGUAGGCAACCCUAACGCACCGCUACGCUGUGUUCCGUAGGCCGUAUCUUAAAUAAACUCUCCUGUACUGCUGCUGAU
This is a messenger RNA of Petromyzon marinus (sea lamprey), 1321 nucleotides long. RefSeq lists its product as uncharacterized. Gene Ontology annotation, biological process: cGMP biosynthetic process; receptor guanylyl cyclase signaling pathway. Gene Ontology annotation, molecular function: hormone activity. The record is from RefSeq and is a predicted model, not a curated record. NCBI's taxonomy places the organism in Eukaryota, Metazoa, Chordata, Hyperoartia, Petromyzontiformes, Petromyzontidae. Gene Ontology annotation, cellular component: extracellular region.